Molecule: messenger RNA, 4294 nt
Organism: Cuculus canorus (common cuckoo)
Lineage: Eukaryota; Metazoa; Chordata; Aves; Cuculiformes; Cuculidae
Product: potassium voltage-gated channel subfamily V member 2-like
Exons: 2
Coding region: 2139-3656 (505 amino acids)
Biological process (GO): potassium ion transmembrane transport; protein homooligomerization
Cellular component (GO): voltage-gated potassium channel complex; membrane
Molecular function (GO): delayed rectifier potassium channel activity
Source: RefSeq, a predicted model, not a curated record
AGGAGCUGGAGAGGGUAUCGGUGUGGCCAGGGACUGCGGUGUGGGUGCCCAGGGCUGACAGCGCGGGGAUCGGCUCUGCUCUGCAGCGUGGCCGAGCCCCGAAUGUUUGGUGGUCGCUGCUCUGGCUGCUUCUGUUUGAGCGUUGCCGGGGACGAAUGUUGGGGCUCCCAGUGUUCAGCACCCGGCAACAGCUCUGCUGGGGGAGAGCAAUGGGUCACACCAGAGUCCACAGUCCCACUCGGGGUCCCCAGGGACACCCGUACCGAGUGGUGUCUCUAAGGGGUCCAUACUGGGACCAGUAUGGUUCAAUCUCUUCCCCAGUAACACACAGCGGGCCCUGUAGUGACAGAAAAAGGGGCAAUGAUUUUCGACUGAAAGAGGGGAGAUUCAGACGAGCUCUGUGGAAGAAUUCUUUUCUGCUGAGCCUCUGGCCCAGGUUGCUCAAAGCGGUGACAGAAGCCCCAUCCCUGGAGGUGUUCAAGGCCAGGGUGGAUGGGGCUUUGAGCAGCUUGAUCCAGUGGGAGGUGUCCCUGUCCAUGGCAGGGAGCUGGACCAGAUGAUCUUUGAAGGUCCCUUCCAACUCAAAUCAUUCUAUGAUAAGGUGAAACCCGAACCCUCGUGUACUUGUUCCUUCUUGAUUAGAGCCAGUGCGUGCGAGGAGUGCAGGGCCCAGGGGGGUGGGAAGGUGCUUUACAAAUGCCAGUGGGACAGCGCUGAGCUGGGGUGAUAGAAGUGCUUGUGCUCUCAAGGCCACAUGGCAGAUGUCAGCUGUCACCAGCCUGUCCCAGAUCUUCCUCUUAGCUCGAGCUGCUGAGCUGAGGAAGCUGUUCUGCUAUGUGGGGUAGAUCCCUUGCUCUGGGCACUGGGGACCAAGCUGCUGGGUAAAUACAGCAGUCGCAACCUCUUCCCUCUGCAAGGUCAUGCAGGUUUUGCUUACUGAUCCCUGAGCUGAGUGUUUCACGGUUGAAUGAGAUGCAUUUUUACAGCUCUUGUGCCAAAACUUGUGGCUGUGUUCAUGACACCAAUUUCCCUUCCUCUGUCCAGUGCCAGAAGCAUUUUUGUUACCCUAAUCCCCAGGCACAGAGACCUCGAUUGUUGUGAAGUCUGAGCUGCUUUCCAGCCUAGGAGCAGCUUUGUGCUCCACGUCUCUGUACUUAAUUAGAUCAGUUCAUGGAGAUCAAUGGGAUGUUUCACGUGCUGAGGUGAGAUGGUGUUCUUGGUCAGGACAUCAAAGAUCAGCCUGUUUAAUUUUUGUUCCCUUUUCACUUGCAAAUCUAAAGGACCGUUUCCUCCUUUUCAGUUCCUGUAGUUCAGGAGAACUUUUACUGCAUACGUAGGAUUCCAAAGUCCCAUUCUGUGUUCCUGCCCCUGCUUCAACGCUGAGGCUGAAGGCUGAUGCGAUGAGCUGGUGGCACAGGGCAGUGGUGAGGAGUGACCUGUCACGAUGGGGAUCCGCUCAGGCACCACGUGGAGGGUGAAAUGGGUCCUUGACCUCUUUCCCUGUAAAUCUGUGUUUUGGGGCUUUGAGGGGUGAGGUGGGAGGUCACAACCGUUCCCUCCCCUAGGCUGCGAGAGCUGAUGGAGCAGGGGCAGCUGCAUUAGCGUUCAUGUGCUUAACCAAUGGCUGGUGCCAAGAGCAGCAUCUGUUGUCGGGGUACAAAGCGGAUACAGAUCCCGCGUGUCUGCCCGUUUCUGUGCCUGGCAAGGGGAGUCCUUCAGGGUCAAGUCAAGGCAAGUUCACACUCUCUCCUCAACUUGCUAUUGUGGAUACCCUCCUGGGAAACAGGAUAAUGUGUGACAAAUGCAAACAGCUAAUAAGAACAGAAUAAUGCAAAAGAGAAGUGCAGAGCUGGAAAUAGUUCCUUACAUAAAGGACUGGUUCUUCAAUCUCAUUACUGUCUUAAGGAGUGGACACUGAGCUGCCUCUGACUCCUACAAAGCAAAUCGCAAUCUGAUCAGCAAUCGGCUUUGGGAACCUGGCAGGUCCACGGUGACACGGCCAGUGCCCCUCAGGGAGAAGCUCAGCACCGCUCCUCAGAGCUCGCGGUGCCUGUCCCAGCCAGCACACACCUGGCAGGAGCGUUCCCAUGAAGCCAAGGCUGCUGUAACGGGAGUCCUUGCUUCAGAGGGCAGGCACGAUGAGGCAGCUGGGGAUGAGGCGUGCGAGUCUCUCUGCCAACCUGAAGAUAGGGGAUCACCAGGGCUGCUACCGGACACCAGAGGAAGAAGAAGCCUACAUCCCGUUCGCCCAGGACAGCCUGAUAAAACAAUGGAGCUCCAUGCAGAAUGUGACGGACAGACACCAGGAGAAAAGCAAGACUCCCAUCCAAAGGAACAAGUAUUUGCUCAACAUUAAUGUGGGUGGCAAAUUGUUCCAGAUCGCUUACAGUGUAGCAGCCCGGUACCCCAUCACCAGGCUUGGGAAGCUGGCCCUUUACACGGACCCGAUGAAGAAGCUGCAGCUCUGUGAUGACUACUCAGUGCAGAAGAACGAAUACUUCUUUGACCGAGAUCCUUCCAUUUUCCACUAUAUCUUCCACUUCUACCGCAGCGGGGUCCUGUGGAUAAUGGAUGAGAUGUGCCCCAGUAACUUUGUGGAGGAAAUUGAGUACUGGGGAAUCCAUCUGAAAUACUCACAGCGCUGCUGCCGGAUCCUGUUUGAGGAAAAGCAAGAUGAACUCAGCGAAUAUCUGAAAAUACAGAAGGAACUGGAGGCAGAACUGGAGCCCCUGGACUCAGAAGAGCACUUUGAGGGCAAAUUUCUGGGGGGGGUUCGGAAGAAGGUCUGGAACCUCAUUGAGAACCCGUACUCUUCUGUCCCAGCCAAGAUCAUCGCUGUCAUGUCGAGCUUCUUUGUGCUUAUCUCCAUCGUGGGGAUGACGCUGAGCACAGUGGAGGAGAUGAAACAGAAGACAGGGAAGAUAUGGAUGGAGCAGCUGGAGAUGAUCUGUGCCAUCUUCUUCACCUCUGAAUACCUCAUGCGGCUCAUAUCCUCCUCCAGCUUCAAGAAGUUUUUGCGGGCAGCAUUCAAUGCUGUCGACCUGGUAGCCAUCCUGCCCUUCUAUAUCCAGAUCCUCUUUGAAAACUUGGACCAAGGGGACACACUUUACCAUGAUGAACUGGACAAGGUGGAGAGCGUGAGCAAGCUGGGGAAAGUCCUCAAGCUCAUCAAACUCAUGAGGAUCUUCCGCAUCCUCAAGCUAGCUCGUCACUCCACUGGCCUCCGGGCCUUCGGCUUCACCAUGCGCCAGUGCUACCAGCAGGUUUGCUGCCUCCUCCUCUUCAUCGCCAUGGGAGUCUUCACCUUCUCUGCUCUCAUGCACUCAGUGGAACAUGAUGUCCCAGGCACCAACUUCACCAGUAUCCCUGACGCCUGGUGGUGGGCAGCGGUCAGCCUCUCCACUGUGGGCUAUGGAGACACGGUGCCUGACACGAUGCUUGGCAGGGUGGUGGCAUUUGGCUGCAUCUCCUUUGGCAUCAUCCUCAACGGCAUGCCCAUCUCCAUCCUCUACAACAAGUUUUCUGACUACUAUGCCAAGCUGAAGGCCCAUGAGACCAGCAACUCGGUCAAGCUCUCCAGGAAAUUCCACUUGAAAAAGCGAGUCCUGCAGAAGCUGUCGGAGUGCUGCCGACCAGACCCUCCCUGUCGCCACUGACCACCAAUCCUUCACUCCCUGGAUUACUCCUCCACCACGGCGCAUCCUGCCCUUCACUGGUCAUCCUGCCAGAAAGUCCUGUCCCCUGUGGAAGCUCCAGAGCUCAGGCAGCGAGCAGCAGCUGUAAUAAAGCAGUCAGUAAAGAACCAGCUAAAGGACAUCUGAACAGCCGAGGCAGGACAUCUGUCUGCCGUGGUCUGGGGCACGGGGCACACCGGGGACACGGGGAGCUGGCAGUGGGAUGCAUGGGGCUGACCUCUGUCACCCUGCUGAGGGUGGUAGAAGUGGACACUCAUGAGGUGAAGCCCGAUGUGAUACCUGGGCAGAUGCUGCUCUGCUGCUGAGUCGAGCAGGAUGUGCACAGGCUUCCCCGCCAGGCAGUGGCCAAAAGCCCUGCGACUCCUUCCCAGCCAGGUGGGAAUCUAGCCAGGCUGAGUCCAGCAAAUCCAGGUAUUUGGAUGAAGACCCACAGAAAAUAACCUGCACCUGUGUGCUCUUCCAACCAACCCGUUUUCCUUCCUGCUGCCGUGGGAGCCUGGGGCACGGUCCUCGCUCGGGAUGCUGCUGUGACAGGAAGCACAGCCACUCUGGGAAUGCAGAGCUGGAAGCCAGAGCAUCCCCAGGGAGAGGCGUUUAAU